Molecule: messenger RNA, 1848 nt
Organism: Eucalyptus grandis
Lineage: Eukaryota; Viridiplantae; Streptophyta; Magnoliopsida; Myrtales; Myrtaceae
Exons: 2
Coding region: 179-1672 (497 amino acids)
Molecular function (GO): protein binding
Source: RefSeq, a predicted model, not a curated record
UCUCUCUAGUCCGUGUUCGGUCUCGUCGUCCACUCCCAACAACCCCCUCUACCAUUCCAAAGCUUCAUCACAUCUCCCAUGGCGUCCUCCUCCUCCUCCUCCUCCUCCUCCACUCGCUCCUGACCUCGAAACCCUAGAGAGAGAAAGGGAGAGAGAGAGUAUCGCCGGCGCUCCGGCCAUGGACAGCAACGCGUACACCCACUCGUCGUACCCGGACUCGGGCAACUCCUCGCCGCGCUCCCGCGACGUCGACCUCGAGACGGCCUCCUGGGACGACCCCGUGCCCAACAGCUACCGCGUCCGCUUCAUGUGCAGCUACGGCGGCCAGAUCCAGCCCCGCUCCCACGACAACCAGCUCGCCUACGUCGGCGGCGAGACCAAGAUCCUCGCCGUCGACCGCGGCGUCAAGUUCGCCCCCUUCAUGUCCAAGCUCUCCUCCCUCUGCGGCGCCGCCGCCCCCGAGCCCUGCUUCAAGUACCAGCUCCCCGGCGAGGACCUCGACGCCCUCAUCUCCGUCACCAACGACGAGGACCUCGAGCACAUGAUGCUGGAGUACGAUCGGCUGUGCCGCGCCUCCGCCAAGCCCGCGCGGCUCAGGCUCUUCCUCUUCCCGGAGACCGGCUCCGCUCCCGCCAGCUUCGCGGACGGCGAGGGUAAGGCCGGGAGCCAGUGGUUCGUGGACGCCCUCAAUUCGGUUCAGAUGCGGAGCCUCGAAGGUUCGCCGCCCCCGGAAUCGGCGGCGGCGGCGGCGGCCGUGGGGGCGCUGAAUCCGGACUUCCUGUUCGGCUUGGAGAAAGGAUUCCCGGCGAGGAAGCUGCAGGAUCCGCCGGCGGCGGCGGCGGCGGCGGCGGCGGCGGCUCUCGAUAGGGACGUUACGGCUGGAUCGGACUGCGGAUCGGAGGACCGGCACGUCAUCGGAGAGCCGGUGAUUUCACAAGCGGAGAUUCACCGCCAGAUUCAGGAGCUGCGGAGGAUGCAGAUAGCCGGACACGAGCAAGUUCAUAUGUUGAAUAGAAAAAUGGAGGACGCAAUUGUCAACCCUAGAGCUCCCGCCGGUGACUACUACGGACACCGACCGCCGGAGAAGGUAGCAUCGCCGGCUCCGGCGCCGGUGGGUUUUCCGGUUCCGAUGCAGAUUCCGGCGAAUUUCCCGUCGGAGCGCCACAUGACAAGCGGAACUUAUUCAAUUGGGGGAGCCGGAAAUGAGCAGCCAGUUUAUUAUAUACAGGCUCCAGCAGGCAACUACAUGGGGGCACCGCAGGGGAUGCGUCCGGGGACUGGACAACCCAGCCAGGGGCCUUUCUACGGAAUGCAGAGGGCGAUGCCGGAUAUCUUCCGGGAGCAGCCGGUGUACAAUGCAGUGCCACAGGCACCAAUUCAGCAGCAGCAGCAGCAGCAGCAGCAGCAGCCGCCAAAGCUCAUGGCUUAUAGCACAGAGGGAAUACAAGUGAUGCAGGCACAGCCAAAGGUCCACGUAGCUGAGCCGGGUUUCCCUCAGGUGCCUCAGGUGAUGUAUGAUGGGUCGGGCCGUCAGGUUUACUACACAGCCAUGCCAGGAUCAAUGGCGCCACCGUAUCAAGCAGCAGGUGACGGGAGGCAGGGCGGCGGCGCUGGGCCGGCGAAUCAGGAGGGCAAGGUUGUUGGAAGGGGUCCUCAGUCUUCUUCGAUAUGAUAGAAACUGCUGUCUAUAUUGGUGAAUUGAAUAUAUGUGAGCACCUUUGAAUAUUGAUUUAAUCGUCUCUGUCCAACGCGAGCUUGAUCUUCUCUUAUUUAAUUAGUUGGUGAGCGUUCUCUUCUCUGCUAUCAUGUUCUGGCCCAGCAGUGAAAUUGGAGUGCAUUAACUUGCAA